Molecule: messenger RNA, 2514 nt
Organism: Lemur catta (Ring-tailed lemur)
Lineage: Eukaryota; Metazoa; Chordata; Mammalia; Primates; Lemuridae
Gene: FAM43B
Product: family with sequence similarity 43 member B
Exons: 1
Coding region: 523-1509 (328 amino acids)
Source: RefSeq, a predicted model, not a curated record
CGCAGGGGGAGGGGAGAGAGGAGGACGAGGGGAGGGGACAAGAGAGCUAGCGGUCCCGCCCGGUGAUGUAGGCAGCCCGGGGAGGUGGAGCCGCGACGCCUGAAGGAGUCCCCACUGCAGCCGCGCUCUCCGUCUACCCCCCGGAGCAGUCGCCAGCCCCAGCUCCCGCGACCUCCCCGCCGCCCAAUUGCGGGGACCGCGGGAAUCCCCCCGUUCGGGCUUGGGGGCCGUCACCACUCCCAGCCCCUGCCCCUCCUUGCUUCCCAGACGGCUGAAGCCACUCCCGGGGGAAGCAGUUCCCGGCCGCUCUGCCGCCGCCCGGGCAUCUCGGCUGCCGGCCCGGCUGGGCACCGGGCAUCUGCGAAGCGAGCCCCGCCUGGCACUCCGGGUACCGACUGUCUCCGGCGCCGCCCGGCUUCUCGCGACUCGGGGCGGUGGGCUUCUGCGCGCCCUCCCUCUCCCGGCUGCCUGACUGGAAGCCUGUGAGCCCCCGCGCCCGCAACACCUUUGGCCACCGCCGCGAUGCUGCCCUGGAGACGUAACAAAUUCGUGCUGGUGGAGGACGAGGCCAAGUGCAAGGCGAAGAGCCUGAGUCCGGGGCUCGCCUACACGUCGCUGCUCUCCAGCUUCCUGCGCUCCUGCCCGGACCUGCUGCCCGACUGGCCGCUGGAGCGCCUGGGCCGCGUGUUCCGCAGCCGGCGCCAAAAAGUGGAGCUCAACAAGGAGGACCCUACCUACACGGUGUGGUACCUGGGCAACGCCGUCACCCUGCACGCCAAGGGCGACGGCUGCACCGACGACGCCGUGGGCAAGAUCUGGGCGCGCUGCGGGCCGGGCGGGGGCACCAAGAUGAAGCUGACGCUGGGGCCGCACGGCAUCCGCAUGCAGCCGUGCGAGCGCGGCGCCGCCGGGGGCUCGGGGGGCCGCAGGCCGGCGCACGCCUACCUGCUGCCGCGCAUCACCUACUGCACGGCGGACGGGCGCCACCCGCGCGUCUUCGCCUGGGUCUACCGCCACCAGGCGCGCCACAAGGCCGUGGUGCUCCGCUGCCACGCCGUGCUGCUGGCGCGGGCGCACAAGGCGCGCGCCCUGGCCCGCCUGCUCCGCCAGACCGCGCUGGCGGCCUUCAGCGACUUCAAGCGUCUGCAGCGCCAGAGCGACGCGCGCCACGUGCGCCAGCAGCAUCUCCGCGCCGGGGGCGCAGCGGCCUCGGUGCCCCGCGCCCCGCUGCGCCGCCUGCUCAAUGCCAAGUGCGCCUACCGGCCGCCGCCGAGUGAGCGCGGCCGCGGGGCGCCGCGCCUCAGCAGCAUCCAGGAGGAGGACGAGGAGGAGGCUGAGGCCGCGGAGGAGCGCGAGGGAGGAGCCCCCCAGCGCGAGCGGCCCGAGGUGCUCAGCCUGGCCCGGGAGCUGAGGACGUGCAGCCUGCGGGGCACCCCGGCGCCUCCGCCGCCCGCGCAGUCCCGCCGCUGGAAGGCCGGCCCCAGGGAGCGGGCGGGCCAGGCGCGCUGAGAGCCGCGGGGCGGGACUCGCGGCCGCAGACUCGGCCCGGCAGACUUACAGCCUCCAACCCCUGCCCUGCCCGCUUCGGCUCCCCCUGGCCCCGGCCCUCCCCUCCCUCGUGGCCUCUGUUGUCCGCUCAGCCGCCUCGUUCUAGCUCAGGGCGAUGCCUGAUAUGCCCUUGGUUAUGGGGGUGGGUGUCACCCCUCUCCACACCCGGCCUUUCCCAGGCCCGCCAUUGUGGAACUGCCCCCUGCGCUUUAUACCAAAUCUCCGCCCACGGACCACCCCGCUCCCUUCCAAAGCAUCCUCUCAAGAGAAGGAGGGAGAAGUUUCCAGAAAUCCAGAAGGGUGGGUUUGGACCCUGGACCUGUCCUUGGUCCCUCUAGCCUUUCUCUGUGAUAGGAAUGACCCUGAGAGGCAUUCUUGUAGGGGAAGAACCUAGUGACCCGGAAGAAUUGAUGCCCGGCCCAUGGUGGGCACUGAGUUGGCCGCCAUACACAGGGAAGAAUCACGGGCCCUACGUCCGGCCUCUCUACCCCUUGGAGGACUCCUGGGACUUGCCUGCUCUGCCCGUGGAGAAGACUGGAAUGGCCCUCCCAACCUUCGAACCGAAGGUUGGGCCAGGUAACAGCUCUGCACCAGGCAGCUGACCAAGCCUCUGCCCUGGCGCCCCCAACAGGAUUCCUGACCGCCCAUCUCUCUGCAGAAAGAUGUGUGUGGUCCCCCCACUAGGUGCCCCACAACCAGGACCAAGACGGGGCCUCCAAAGGAGGUAAGAACCUUUGGCAGGUGCUUCGGGACACUGACUACCCAGAGAUGCCCCCAAGUAGAGGCUUGUCAGAGUUGGUGGGUCCUGACAGCAUCUGGGUUCUCACAGCAGGAUGAGGAAGGAGGGUGUGUUAACCCAACAGAGGGAGUGGGGCCCUGCCCAGGUGUCUCCACAAUGCCACAAAAAGCCCAAAGAUGUAUGUGUCACCAACUGAUCAUUGUAAAUAAAGUGGACCUGCUUUUUCA